Messenger RNA from Labrus mixtus (cuckoo wrasse), 3088 nucleotides. Its product is annotated as glutaminase kidney isoform, mitochondrial-like. NCBI's taxonomy places the organism in Eukaryota, Metazoa, Chordata, Actinopteri, Labriformes, Labridae. Gene Ontology annotation, molecular function: protein binding; glutaminase activity. The record is from RefSeq and is a predicted model, not a curated record. Bases 118 to 1947 code for a protein of 609 amino acids. The transcript has 18 exons. Gene Ontology annotation, biological process: L-glutamine catabolic process.
GCUAUUAAAGCUCUGAGGACCAAGGGUGACUGUCCACAAGAUCGCUACAUAUCAACCACUGUGGGGGGGAGAAAAAAAAACUUGUGUAUUAUUAACGAGAAGGCCCUACUUAUCACAAUGCAUUGCCUGAAAAGUCUGAGGACAGCAAACCCGGGAGUCUUGCAGCUAUUUAAAAAUGCAGGAAUCUCCGCCAGAGUUGGAGCUGACAGCAUUGUCUUGUCCAGGACGCAGCAACCUGUACCUCUCCCCGGCUGGGCCGCAGCAUCACCCCACACCCACAGAGCCUUUCAUCAACAGACGGGCCCUGAUGUGGACCAAGGGCAGCCAAACAGGAGCCGGUGGAUGUCUAGUAUGGAGGAUCUACUUUUCUACACCAUAACUGAAGGCCAAGAGAUGAUCCCCCUCUCCCAGUUCAUCUCUGCUAUGAGAAAAACAGGUUUGUUGACGUCUGACCCCCGGCUGCGUGACUGUGUCCAUCAGAUGCGGCUUUCCACGCGUGACUCUAUCGGGCCCGUCAUGAUGGACAAGAAGCUCUUCAGAAGGUGUGUGGGAAACAACAUCAUGCUUCUAACCAAGGCUUUCAAAAAAAAGUUCAUCAUUCCGAACUUCGAAGAGUUUACUAAGCAGAUCGAUCAGAUGUAUGAGAGCGCACAACAGCAGGAGACCGGACAGGUAGCUGAUUACAUCCCUCAGCUGGCUAAGUUCAGCCCUGAUCUCUGGGGCGUCUCUGUCUGCACAAUCGAUGGACAGAGACACUCUGUGGGUGACACAAAAGUUCCCUUCUGUCUGCAGUCGUGUGUGAAGCCUCUGGAGUACGCCAUCGCUGUGCACGAUUUCGGCAGUGAACACGUUCACAACUUUGUUGGCAAAGAGCCCAGUGGAUUCAAGUUCAACAAACUGUCCCUAAAUGAUGACCUUAAACCCCACAACCCGAUGGUGAAUGCCGGCGCCAUCGUCAUCAGUUCUUUAAUUGAGCCUCAUUCCAAAAAGGCCCAGAGGUUCGACUAUGUGAUGGACUUCUUGAAAAGCAUGGCUGGUACAGAGUUUGUGGGCUUCAGCAACGCAACCUUCCAGUCAGAGAGGGAGACUGGGGAUAGGAAUUUUGCAAUUGGUUAUUACCUCAAAGAGAAAAAAUGCUUUCCUGAAAAUGCAGACAUGAUAGCAGCCCUUGACUUCUACUUUCAGUUAUGCUCCAUUGAGGUGACUUGUGAGUCAGGAAGUGUCAUGGCUUCCACACUAGCCAACGGGGGUAUUUGUCCAACCACAGGCGAGCGUGUGCUGAGCGCCGAAGCCGUUCGAAACACCCUGAGUCUCAUGCAUUCCUGUGGCAUGUACGACUUCUCAGGCCAGUUUGCCUUCCAUGUGGGCUUGCCUGCUAAAUCUGGGGUCUCAGGCGCUGUUCUGUUGGUGGUCCCUAAUGUCAUGGGCAUGAUGUGUUGGUCUCCACCUUUAGAUCGGCUCGGAAACAGUGUUCGUGGAAUUCACUUCUGUCAGGAUCUGGUGUCCCACUUCAACUUUCACAAUUAUGACAACCUGAGACACUUCACAAAGAAACACGACCCCAGGAGAAAAUCAGAUGGCGAUCCACACAAGUCAGUGAUAAACCUGAUGUUUGCAGCCUACAGGGGUGACGUCGGUGCGCUAAGAAGGUUUGCCCUUUCAGCUGUGAACAUGGAGCAGAGAGACUACGACUCUCGCACAGCGCUCCACAUUGCUGCGGCAGAAGGUCAUUUAGAAGCUAUUAUCUUCCUAACUGAAAUAUGUAAAGUGAAUCCCCACAUGAAGGACAGAUGGGGAAACACGCCUGUUGAUGAUGCCAUCCAGUUUGGCAAUGGAGUGGUUGUUACUCUGCUGCAAGAGUACCAGAGUAUUUACGAUGAAAGGGAGCCCCAUGUGGACACAGAAGAACAGAAGCCCUCACUGGAUACAUUAAAGAGCCUUGCUUAAGGGGUUAUGAGGGUUUCUUGAGAAAUAUUCAUCCAUUUUAAAUAUGCACCUGAGGGGACUGAAAGGCGGCAGAUUGAUUUAGGAACAUGAAAAAUUGAUGGGAUUUUCUUAAAUGUAAAAGUAAAUGUAACAUACUGGUAAAAGAGGGAUCAUCCUUUAGACUGCUGAAAAGCUAUAAGGUGCAAUAUGAUGUCCCUCUAAUGCAUUUCUGCAGACUGGAGCAAUAGUUCGAUAGUGUGGAGCAUCAACACAGCACUAUAUAUACAAAGCCAUGUGGCGCUGGAAAAUGACAGUAAAUUAAACCAUGAUUUGGUUUCCGUUGCAAUAUUAAUGAUCUGUUUUUCAGGCUUUGCUUCUGAUUGAAAAUGCCACCAAGAUGUAAAUAUCUAGUAUAUAUUCAUUGUGCUUAUUUAUUUUUAAAACAUUGAAAUAUAUUUUUGCUUCAUCAGCAUUUCAUUUAAUCAGAAGGUUUUAUGCCCCCUGUGUAAUGAUGGUAUAAAUAUUCCCAAAGCUGCUUCAUUAUUAUUCUACCUCUACAGGAGGGGUUUGAUUGCAUUUCAGCCUGUAGCAAUAGAAGUACCACAUCAUAGAUUCUCAGCUUGUGUUUACCUUGUUUCGUUCUUUUUGAGGGACUUUCUCUUUUAUAAUAAACGUGAGCUCAUGUUUGUAGUUUCUUGGGAAUCAAAGACUUAUCUCCAUGUCUCAGGUACUGGAAGAAAAACAUUCUUAAUAUAUAAAAAUAACUUUUGAAAAUCAGACACAGACAUUUGAAGUGAUCUUUUACAACAACAAAAAAAAAAGACAUUAAAGCACUGUGCACCUUUGUCAUCAUCAAAAUUUUGUUUGACUUCAAUUCAUUUUCUCAAAUCCAUUAAUUUGACUGUUUAACCACGGCAAUGAUGAUUCCUGAGCAUGACAUAAGCUUCAGUCUGUCCCUGUAAAUAUGUACUAUCCUGCUGUAAAUAAACGAGACAUGUAGAAGUAUUUUCAUUGAAGUAAUUUUAUUAAACAACAUACCGUUUGAACAUGAGUUCAAACAAUUUUGUUUUGUGUGUUGAUAUCAGCUUUGAAACUGGUAGGUAUUGCAGGUACAGCAUAAGACACUAUGGCAGUUAAUGAUCGUCAAAAAAGAAAAGAAAAA